Molecule: messenger RNA, 1196 nt
Organism: Drosophila busckii
Lineage: Eukaryota; Metazoa; Arthropoda; Insecta; Diptera; Drosophilidae
Product: ubiquitin-conjugating enzyme E2-18 kDa
Exons: 1
Coding region: 86-622 (178 amino acids)
Source: RefSeq, a predicted model, not a curated record
ACACACACACACACACACACACGCACACACAGUCGACUGUAAAGUAAAAAGUUGUAGCAGCAAAGUUCGAAUUGAAGCCGUAGCCAUGGCCAAGGAGGAGCCCAUUAUGGAUGGGCCCAAGCGCAUGCAGAACGAACUGAAGCUAAUGAUGGAGUACAAGGAUCUCAGUCAGCUGAAGUUCGUCGAGGCCGAGAAGGAUAAUAUAUACAAAUGGACAGCGCUGCUAAUGCCCAAAGAUCCGCCCUAUGACAAGGGCGCGUUUAAUCUGGAAAUAGAUUUUCCCAAGGAUUAUCCCUUCAUGCCGCCCGUGCUGCAUUUGAAUACCAAAAUCUAUCAUCCCAAUGUGAAUGAGCGCGGCCAGCUCUGUCUGCCCAUACUGGAGCUGGAGCACUGGAAGCCCACCACGCGCAUCGAUAACGUGCUCCAGUGCUUCGUGGCCACCAUCAACGAUCCGCAGCCCGAGAACGCGUACAUCGAGGAGAUUGCCGGCCAGUUCGUCAACGACUACCAGAAGUUCUUCAAGACCGCCGAGAGCUGGGUGGCGCGCUAUAGCGCGCAUCGUCCCUCGGAUCAGGAGCUGGCGGCCAUUGCGCGCCGCAAGAAGCGCGCGGCAAUGAAAUAAAUAUAAAAGUUGAAUAAAACACUGAGCACUGAGCACUGAAGCACUUUAAGUGCCAGUGACAUAUGAAUGCCUAAUUGGGCCCCAAGACUGCUGCUGCCAGAUAAAUCAUUUGUGGCCACCAGCUGAGCGCGCUCAGCGGGCACAACAAGCGAGCAUUAGAGCCCACAUCAUCGUCCUCAUCAUCCUCAUCCUCAUCCUCAUCAUCAUCAUCGUCGUAGUCAUUGUCAGUGUCAGCGUCAGACUACAGUUAGUUAGUUUUAGCUGCUGUUUUUAUAGUUUUGCGCCUUUGCACACAUACACAUGUAUUUCUGUCUGUGUGUGUGUGUGUGAGCUUUUAUCUGUUCCCCGCCCAAGUUGCUGCAGCUAAAAUCUCAGUGUGUUUUAUGUGACCGACGCUGCCUUCAACUUGAGCUUGUCAACGACAUGUCCUGGCCAGGCCAGCAUAAUUACACUAAAGGCCAAGCACAUGCAAGCCCAGAGGCGUAGGCAGCAAGAGCCAAAGGGGGAGCACCAAAUACAAGCUGCGCGCUAAUAAAUUUUUAAAGCAAAUAGCAUUAAAAAAGUAAUUAAAUUA